Messenger RNA from Aureobasidium subglaciale EXF-2481, 987 nucleotides. RefSeq lists its product as uncharacterized. Lineage: Eukaryota; Fungi; Ascomycota; Dothideomycetes; Dothideales; Saccotheciaceae. Gene Ontology annotation, biological process: mRNA splicing, via spliceosome. The record is from RefSeq and is a predicted model, not a curated record. Bases 1 to 987 code for a protein of 328 amino acids. Gene Ontology annotation, molecular function: RNA binding. Gene Ontology annotation, cellular component: RES complex; U2-type spliceosomal complex. The transcript has a single exon.
AUGGGUCUUGCCGACUACCUAGCUCAGAACUAUCUAUCCGCCGACAAAUCAUCCAAGGGCAAGAAGCGCAAGAGAAAGAAUGCCGAGGACGCAGGACUGAUCAUUGCCGACGAUGAUGUGAGCGGCUUGAGUAAAUCACGAAACCGCGAUGACGACGACGACGACGAUGUCCCGAUGAAUAUACCAGGAGGCGCCAGUAUCAGCAAACGAACAACGACAUGGAAGACAUUCGGUAAAGCUGCACCAUCGAACAACGAGCAAGCCGCAGCCGACGCUAUUCUGGCCGACGCUGCCGCCGAAACACAAGCACGGAAUGCCGAAGACGAAGACGCACCUGCCGUUGUAGGAGAAGAUGAGGAAAUGGACUAUGCUGGGCCGACAAUGGCUUCAGGCGCAAUGGCAGGUUUGCAGACAGCCGAACAAGUCACAAAAGCGCUGAAGAGGAAAGAGCGCGAGGAGAAGAAGGCCAUGCAGGAGAUGGGCAUGGAUCCAACUGGCAAAGCACAAGAGACCAUCUACCGUGAUGCUUCGGGUCGUAUCAUCAAUGUUGCCAUGAAGCGCGCAGAGUUGCGACGCCAGGCCGACGAGGAAGAAAGAAGGAAGGCAGAGGAAGCCGAGAGCAGACGCGGUGAUGUACAGAAGAGGGAGAAAGAAGCACGCAUGCUAGCACUGGAAAAGGCAAAGACCAUGUCGCUUAGUCGCUAUGCAGACGAUCGUCAACUCAACGACGAGCAGAAGGAGCAGGAACGAUGGAACGAUCCAGCUAUGGCUUUCUUGAGCAAAGGCACGACAAGAGGAAUCAAGGGUAUAAAGGGAAGGAAGAAGACAUAUACAGGCGCCUUCGAGCCGAACCGCUACGGCAUCAAGCCAGGAUACCGCUGGGAUGGCGUAGAUCGCAGUAUCGGCUUCGAAAAGAGGUGGUUCGAGGCUCGCAAUCAACAACAAAACAUCAAGGACUUGAAAUACGCAUGGCAGAUGGACGAGUAG